AUGGGGCUCCAACCUAGCCGAGACUACGCGAGCACCCAAGAUUACAAAAUCCUCUUCAAAUCACAAGCGUGUUUGCUUUGCGGUCUCCGCCAGCCCGCACGCUGCCGUGGCUCCGGCCCGGCCGAGCGGGGCCGGCAGGACGAGGCUCCCCUCGCACGCCAGCUCUCGUUCUCCCGGGCAACCCGCCCCUCGCCCCCCAGGCCCCUGCGCCCGCCGCUGUCGGCAACGCUUCCCCGCGCCUGCAUUCUCGCCGCCUCGCUGCGUGUGGAUGUCGGGAGCGCUAAGCGGAGCUGCCUGCUGCGAGAACUGCACCGCUUCGAGUCCAUCGCCAUCGCCCAAGACCCCAUAUCAGCUAGGGGAAGCUGUCAGCAAUAUGGGGAGACCUGGGCACAUCAAGAACCAAAUGGGGCCUGUUCCUCAGCCCAUUCCCAGGCCUACCACCAGAAGGAUGCAGUUCCAUCAACUAAUUGCCCUAGCGCGAAAUAUGACAGGACACACUAUCUGUGGCCUCCGCUAAUGGCAGAGGCUACAGGGAAACCCAUCCUUUGCUGUGGCUGCUACGCUGAAGGACGGUCCUCAGCAUCCAGAUAUCCUAAACCACUGGUACCACUUGAGAAGCCGGCGAAGGAGGUAGUAUCACCAGAGACAACCAGUACUUUUGAGAAGUUGGAGGUUGCACCACCAUCUCCAGGACAACUGAAACAUGUGUUCUUCCACAAUGCAUUACCUUUUGUAGGGUUUGGAUUUUUGGAUAACGCAAUUAUGAUUGCUGCGGGAACCCAAAUAGAGUUGUCAAUUGGAGUUGUCCUAGGAAUUUCAACUAUGGCAGCUGCAGCUUUGGGAAACCUUGUUUCAGAUUUAGCUGGACUGGGUCUUGCAGGUUACGUAGAAGCUUUAGCUUCACGGCUGGGUCUGUCAAUCCCUGAUCUGACACCCAAACAAGCUGAUAUGUGGCAAACGCGUCUCAGUGCACACUUGGGUAAAGCUAUUGGAGUGACCAUUGGCUGCAUUUUAGGAAUGUUUCCUUUGUUGUUCUUUGGCGAUGAGGAAGAAAAACUGGAAGAAAAAAAUUAACCUUUUUACAAGACAUAUACAAAUGUAAACUACUGUACCUCAAUUAUUCAAUUAUGCUGUCAAUAUUUAGGAAUUAACAGACAGUAAAAAAAUGUAUAGACUUGGGAACAAAACCUUCAGCAUGUCGUUUUAUGGAAACACUAAUUUAUUGUGGCUUUGUUGUGUUCAGUACUUCUUUUUAUAAGAUAUCAUCUAACUUUUUAUUUAAUUGUAAAUUUUUGAAGUGUUUUCACUUAUGGCAACUGGUGUUUACCACUUUCCCCUUUGACCUUAUUCUUUAAUGGAGUAUUAGUUUAAUAAUCCACCGUGGAUGACAGUACCACUCUUCAGUUGCAUAUUGGUUGCUUAACAGUUGUAAUUGCAUGACAAAAAAUUCACUGCUGUUCGUCAGGUCCUUCAAUACAGAUUAUUAAGGAGGUCAGUGAUGAGUAAUUUGACUGCUUGCCCCCUCACCAGCCAUCGUUUUGCACUGCCUUUCGACUAGAUAUUUCAGCGAUCUAUGACAGUCUAGUUUGCAUUUUUUUCACGAUUCUAAAUGUCUCUGAAUUGUCUUCUGAGAUGAUAAUUUUAAUGCUUUGACAAGGUAAGUGUUUCCAGUGUAGGCUCUUUACCAAGUCCAUUUUUUUAGUGGUGUUAUAACACCUUUUGUACUUCCAUAUUCAUGCCUUUUUUUCCUUUGUAAACAAUAUUUUGAGAACUGAGUUGAGAGAUCCUUAAGUUUGUCGUCCUGAGUUUUGAGCGUGGUAUUAAAGAAUUCAGACCAACUGUUUCAAAACCACAAACAACUUGUUUUACUGUUCUGCUUAAAACAAGGUGUGAAUAGUUGAUUGGGUGGAUGAGGCUGGGAACCCUUCAGGGUAUGAAUGAGUGCUGGCAUUGCAAGUUUGUAAUGGGUGGUUCAGUUGAAACAAUAUAAAGUGUAUCAUCAGUCUGGAUUAGAAGGACCUGAUUGCACAUAGUAACUUUAUAUUUAAGAUUAAGCCUUUGCUACUUUUUUUUUGCUGUGAGACAAUUAGUAAAAAAAAAACCCCAAACAACAAAAAAAAGGAGACUUGAGGCCUUUUUCCUUUUUUGCCUUUUAUUUUUGCAGUCUUACUUGGUGUAUUAGAGAUCUGACAGUGCAGUCACAUGUAACUGUGCUUUUUUUAUAUGGUCAUGAAUAAAUUGAUUACAACUAUUGAAUAUUCAUAAUACUUCAGGAUCUGACUUGCCAAUAGCGUAAUGCUAAGCUGAUAACUGUUGAUUAGAGGAGAGGGUUUCUUACCUGUUUGAAUACCAUUUGGAAAAGACACUAAAAAGAGAGGCACAGGCAGGGCACUUUGAAAGUUUUAUUGCUGGAAUUGUUAGCACUUCUGAAACCUAGAAAGAAAUGUUUAAAAAAAAAAAAAUUAAGUCCCCUGAUGACUUUUAUUUGCUAUAGGAAAAGUCUUAUUGUAACGCGUACAUUUUACAGAGCUCACUGCUUAUUUGUUGGUCGUAAAUCUGACUUCUCUGUCCUCAUUUCUAGAAGCCCUUUAACAGCAGUACUGAAACUUUGACAUCAACCUUUAAGGAAGGUGACAGUGUUGUAUCUGUUUUUUUGAAAAGCAGACUUUGAAAACUUGCAGUGAGUAGUCCUAGUAGCAUGUACUGUACUUUGUACGUUAAACCAUGAGAAUCUGGACCAAACUGUAAAACUGAAAGAAAUCUCAGCCAGGCAUAGAACACAAAUGCAGAAGAGUUUUGGCUUGCAUUUUCAAAGUUGGAAGCUUUAUUUAAAAAAAACAAAAAAAACCAAAAAAACCCAACAAAACAAAAAAAAACCCACAAAACUGAACUAAAACAAACAACAAAAAAACCUCCAACCACAAAAAAACCCCACACAAACCAGUCCUGCUAGAAAAUUAUGCACUCUUUCCCCAACAGAUUGCUGCUGGUUUACAGUACUUCAGUGAUCUCUUUUUUUUUUUUUCUCAUCCACACAUUUGUCUUGCCUUAAACUCUAACUUUUCUUCCUCUGCAUGUACUGUUGUUUCUGGUAUGUUUGUAUACAAAGCUGUAAGCAUUUCCCACAUGUUCUUUUUUUAAACCGAAGUACACAUCAAAGCAAUUUUGCAUAGUUUUUUUUGUAGCUGUUUUUACAGUAAUUCCAACACUGUUUCCCAUUAUGACACUGGCAUCUUCAUUGGAAUCUUCCAGCAGUGGCCAAACCUCUGUUCUUUGCCGUCAUACCAAAUGGAACACUGUUUUCAUCCCUUUUUUUAGAGCUUGUGAGAACAAUCAGAAGUCUGUGUCAGCUGUCAUAGUAGUGUUCAUUUUCUAAUGACAAUAGGAAAGACCAUGUACUGUUGUUAAAUAGCUUGUGCAUGUAAAUUGAGUAUGUUUUGUUGCUGUAUGUCAAACUAUUGUACUGCAACCAAUGCUUUUUAUCGAGAAUUAAUGAACUAAAAUAUCUUCAAAGAAUCAUGUGUCGUCUUGUUAAACUAUUUAGCUAACCACAAAAAUGUGGAGGGCAAGUGACACAUGGUAAGAAAUCUUGGGUGUUUCAGGCUGUUGUCUGAUACCAUAAUCAAGAAGGUGACUUCUAGGGUUUCAAUAUUUGACAAACGUGAAGAAAUAACUCGUGAUUUCAGAGGAAUAGUGGCUCUGCUGGAGGCUGAGAGAAAGUGCUUGUUGGGGCCAAGCUGCCACCCUGAGUACAGUAGGGGUAGCUUGCUUUGCCUGCAGGAUCCACUCUUGCGUGGAUGUGGUAAUGCUUUGCGUGGAAGGGAAGAUCUGUUCCUGAUCUGUACUCUGUCUCCUUACAAGGAGGGUGGGUUUUUCUGGGGUAUAUGGAUGAAAGUAAUCCUUGAUGCUCUGAUCAAACUGCUUAAAACACUUAACUUGAGAAGACAGAGCACUAACAAAACACUCCUCUUUGUUUUCUGUUGUCUUCUCCCUCCUCGAUAAAAGGAAAAACAAACACUACAGGCUUAUUCAGAGACUUCAGUAUUGCUCUGUUUUUUUGAUUCUAUAGUUUGUCCUGUGUUAACAGGAAUUUUUCACGUUAAAGGGCUGGUAGACCUGAAAUUGUGUUUAUUUUAAAAUGCUGUCUUACUGUAACUUAAAAUAUAAAUGUAUUUUUGACUGUAUGUUAUCUCUAGGGACAAAGAACAUGCAUCUGAUAAUACGGUUACCCAAAUCUCCUCACCAAUCUCUUCUCAUUCAUGUACUUUUACAUAAAUUAUUUGAAUUCAGACAACAUAUUUUGUAUUGUCUUUAAUUAAAUUGUCAAACUUUCUGUAAACUUUUGUACUACAGCAAAGCUGUUCUGUGUUUCUUUAUUAGACCAGAUGCUGGAGGUCAAAUGUUAAUAAUAUCCUGUGGGUAUUCAGCCUCAGUUAUACAAAACAGGAAUUUAUCACUUAAGUUAUAAGCAGGUGGUCCUUUGUCACUGUCAUAGGAGAUACCACUGUGGAGUGGUACUUCUGUCUCUUCAUGCUUGGAAGAGAGCAAUUUAAACAAUUAAAAUGUUUGCAUGGUAAAUUGGUGGCAUUUGUGAUUAAUAUUACUCAGAAGUCCACUUGCACUUGAACUUCUGGAAUUAACUGAGUUUUUGUAUGCAAACAGCCUUUUUCAACUUUCCUGGACUUUGGAGCUCUUCACUUUUUUUUUCCACUCCUUGGUCAGUCCCUUUUGUGGAUGUCUGUGCAUAAAGAAGGGCUGCGAGUAAAACAUCUAUACUGGAAGGAUGGUCUCAUCUCCUUUUGAGAACCUGUGUAGGUUGGCUGUUACUUUAUUCUGAUUGCAUUGUGGAGUAGAACUUUUCAUUAAUGUUGUUCAGAGAGUCUAUCACACUUCUAGCCAAUGUGUUUCCCUCUUCUGUCUGAUGUUUUACAUGGUCUAGUGACAAGCUGACAGAGUGGCGGUAUAUAAACUAAAGACCUUAAUAAAGUAUUGAGGAAUUGUCAUCCU
Molecule: messenger RNA, 5007 nt
Organism: Aptenodytes forsteri (emperor penguin)
Lineage: Eukaryota; Metazoa; Chordata; Aves; Sphenisciformes; Spheniscidae
Gene: TMEM65
Product: transmembrane protein 65
Exons: 11
Coding region: 1-1074 (357 amino acids)
Biological process (GO): regulation of cardiac conduction; cardiac ventricle development
Cellular component (GO): mitochondrion
Source: RefSeq, a predicted model, not a curated record